UUUUGUCAUCCAAAACCAUCUAGGGUUUAGCGGCGAACGCUGGUCUUCCUCGCUGCUGCUUCUCUGCAGCCCGUUCGACGAGCGAAUUGCCUGAAACAAUGGGACGCAAGGCGAAGAAAUUCAUCGACAAGAAGAAGUCGGCGACCUUCCAAUUGAUGUCCCGCGACUCCGCCGACCCCAGCUUCGACGACGCUCCCGGCGGCGACCGCAUCUUCGUCCGCGUCGACAACAAUCCCUACUCGGCCGCUACCUUGGAGGACGCCGACGGCGACGGCGACGGCGAUGGCGAUGACGAUCCGAUUUCGAUGUUCGCGGACGCGCCCGGCGACUGCGAUGACGGCGUCAGCGACGGUGGCGCUAUGGGAAGUGCGGUCGGGAAUCAGGGAGUUGGAGGUGGACAUGGUGCGUCAACGUCGCGGCUGCCGGAGCAUAUCAGGAGGGAGAUUCUGGAGCUUGGGUUUCCUGAUGACGGCUAUAAUUACCUGUUGCAUAUGAGGGAGAUUAGGAAUGCAGGUAGUGGUUCGGCUUUCUAUCAGAAUCCUAAGGCUAGGCUUGACCUGGUUCCUAAAGAUGUUAAGGCUUAUGAUGCUUCGCAUGUACAAGUUCCUAAAUCAGAAGGUGAUCCUAAUGAUACAUCGAUUUAUAGUGUUGCUGCCAAUAGUGUUAGUGUGAGAGUACAGAAGGCCAUGGAUCCUGAAGUUGCUGCAUUACUUGAUGAUAGUGACCUCUCACGGUUUGGGUCUGAUGUCGAGGACUUGGAAGAAGAUUUUAUUGUUCAGGCAAACCAUCCUGAAGGCGAGGACAAUAUUGUGGAGGAAAAUUUGCAAUAUUCCGGGAAGCCUAAAGUGAUGGGGAGAGUUACUAAUGGAUCAGAUGCUUUUGCUGGUCAAGAGAAACAAAUUGACAAUGGCUUUCCUCACGAAAUAGGAAGUCAGUUUGUGGAACCAAAUGACUACUUUGACGAUGAGAAGCCACGAGAACGUCGUCCGCUGGAUGAGCAAUUCGAUCUUCUUGAACUUCAGGAGUAUGGAUCCGAGGAUGACGAGGAUGAUGGUUAUGGUGGUUAUAUCGCUGAAGAAGAUGAAUCCCUUGCUCUGAAACUCAAACAGGCUUUUGAUUACAAAGAUAUGGAUGACUUGGAAAUUGAUGACAAGUAUAGAGUUCCAGCUGAUUUAUUGAAGGGAAAUGAAGCGAAAAGCAAACAGCUACGGGAUUCUGCUGCUGAUUUGAUCCGUCGUUGUGUGGAAUAUGCAGACAAGUAUGAAAAUGAGAAUGACGACAAAGAAGUAGUUAUUGUUGAAGAAAGUAGUGAUGAAUCCGAGGUGCAGGACUGUGAAACUAUUGUCUCUACAUAUUCAAAUCUUGAUAAUCACCCAGGCAAAAUCAAAGCACCCGAGGUAGCCAGAAAGAAGAAAUUGGCUGGCACAAUUUCUGUUGCUUUAGGUGCGGCCAAUCCGUUGAUACCCCUCAAAGGAAAAGAAAAACUUCCUGUUGACUAUCUGCCUCAGAGCAUAAAAUCUUCAGCGCAAAAGGUCAAGGAUGGCAGUGUCUCGAGGAAUGAGCAGCCUAGGAGGAAACAGCUUGGUCAAGAGUCAAAGGAAGAGAAGAAAGAGCGUAAGGCUGCUGUGAAGGAGGAAAGGCGGGAGGCACGUCGCACGAAAAAGGAAAUGAAGGGGCUUUACAGGUGCGAAGCACAGCGGGCGCAGAAAGUGGCUGCCAUCACUGGCCCGUCGUCCAUCCCUCUCAUGUAGUUAAGUUGGCAGUGUUCCACCUGAUUGGACGGGGUUGAGUCCAACGGAGGCGAAGAGCUGAAUCUUGCAUACCCUUUUUCUCCAAGGGGAUGGUGUGGCUACUGGAAUCGACAAGCUGUACCGCUAGGAUUUUUAAGUUUUGCUUGUUUACAUUACACAUUUGGAACAUCCACUGGGAAAGCAUGGUUACGCAUUUGUUUAUUUACACAUUCGCGUCAAACUUCCCUCGCCUUUUUCGCACAGGCUGUCGUCCUAUAAAAGUGAAAAAGGGAAACAAGACACUUGUCAUCGCCGAUGAAAAAGCUUCCCUGCGAAGAAAUUGCAAAUUUGCAAGAUUCAAAGGGUCAACAGUUAAA
Messenger RNA from Rhodamnia argentea, 2107 nucleotides. RefSeq names its product protein LTV1 homolog. The transcript has 4 exons. Gene Ontology annotation, cellular component: preribosome, small subunit precursor; nucleus; cytosol. The record is from RefSeq and is a predicted model, not a curated record. Gene Ontology annotation, biological process: ribosomal small subunit export from nucleus; ribosomal small subunit biogenesis. The coding region runs from base 99 to 1751 and encodes 550 amino acids. Lineage: Eukaryota; Viridiplantae; Streptophyta; Magnoliopsida; Myrtales; Myrtaceae.